AUGGCGUUUCUCUUGCUUUGCGAUGUGUUCGCGUAUGGCGACGAUGCCGAAACGCUCGCAUGCAACGCCGUCCCCGUUCUGAUCCUGCACACUCAACCACCCACACACCCACACGCACACGCACCACCCACAAGAAUCGCGUUGUGCUCCUCAACGAUCGACACGAACCUCUUCUUUGCUCAAUUCCCUCACUUCACCAACGGAGGUCUGGCGGACCUCGUGGUGGUCACCUCCACCCGCGUCCCCCUCAUCAAGUUCACCUUCCACGCCGUGCACGUCGAUCUCCUCUUCGCCUCCGUCGACCUCGCGGAGCCGCCGAGCAACGACGACCUUCUGCGCGACGACUUCCUUUUUCGCGUGUCGGAGAACAGCCGUGCCACGGUGAACGGCAUCCGCACCAUCUUAGAGAUCUACCGCCGCCUCCGUCUCCCACAAGAGGACUACGCCUGCGUCCUGCGCGCCGUGAAGUACUGGGCCACGCGGCGGCAGGUCUACGGUAACCUGUACACCUUUCCGAAUGGAGUGUGUCUAGCCAUCAUGGUGGCCCGCGCCUCUCAGCUGUGUCCGGUGCAGGACCCCAGCGCGCUUCUAAAGUUUUUCUUUGCGCUCUACGUGCGGUGGCUCUCCCGGAGUACUCCCACUGCGCCAAUCACCAUCGUGAUGGCAGAGGACACGACGACUGCCAUGACCGCCGUGCCCGGCAUGACGCGAGCGUGGGACGCCACGCGGGACGCGGCCGACCUCCUUCCGAUCCUCAACCCCGCCCGGCCCACGGUGAACGCCGCCCACACAGUGGGCCGCAGCGGCCUGCAACUCUUCUACGCGGAACUGCGGCGUGCGCAUCGGCUUCUGCAGGAUCACUCCGCCACAGCGGACGCGCCGCCGUAUCGGCAGCUGUGGCAGCCAUACAACGUGUUGCAGGAGUACCGCUACUUCGUCAGCGUGCACAUCGCGUGCGUCCACGCGUCCUCCACAGCGUGCGAAAGUCUGCUGAAUGUGUGGAAAGGCUUUAUCGAGAGCAAGCUGCGCAUCUUCCUCUACGCGCUGGAGUGCGUGGCGGAGGUGCGGCCCUUUCCUCAGUCCGUCGUGGACAAACCCAGCGACGAAAUUGUUGGCGGCGGUGUCACGCUGCGGCGCGCCUCUCGCGCUUUCUUUUUUGGCGUCCGCCGCGGCAACAGUGAGCUGCAACAGAGCUGCUUUGCGGAGGCAUUUAAGGAGUUCCGGUACGCGGUAGCGGAAGGCACGACACCGCCCUACGGCUUUGAGCGCGACGAGCAUAGCAUGCUCGGCCCGUGGUUCUCGUUCUUCGCCAAGGAGCAGACGGCGGCGCCGGGCACGGCGUUGCACGCCCUGCAGGCCGCGUGUGCAGAAGCUGUCUCAGGGGCGUUUUGA
Molecule: messenger RNA, 1392 nt
Organism: Leptomonas pyrrhocoris
Lineage: Eukaryota; Euglenozoa; Kinetoplastea; Trypanosomatida; Trypanosomatidae
Product: putative poly(A) polymerase
Exons: 1
Coding region: 1-1392 (463 amino acids)
Cellular component (GO): nucleus
Molecular function (GO): poly(A) RNA polymerase activity; RNA binding
Source: RefSeq, a predicted model, not a curated record